Myzus persicae (green peach aphid) is the source of this 1083-nucleotide messenger RNA. Its product is annotated as translocator protein. Bases 522 to 1034 code for a protein of 170 amino acids. Gene Ontology annotation, cellular component: mitochondrial outer membrane. NCBI's taxonomy places the organism in Eukaryota, Metazoa, Arthropoda, Insecta, Hemiptera, Aphididae. The record is from RefSeq and is a predicted model, not a curated record. The transcript has 4 exons.
AACACUGACCACCAGACUACUGAAUGCCCGUGUACUAACCGUCUUUUAUCUAUGCCGUGUACUAAGUUUGUACUUUACUAAGUAUCACUAAAUAGUGUCACAGUGAGUACGGAACUACUGAAUACUGAUCAGAAUUCAGAAUGGGGCGUUGGGCUCUUUCAGAAAUUAAGAAAUUCAGAAUGCACAUUGCCACAUCUCACAGAAUUUAAAACUGAUAAGGUUUGUUUACAAAGAUAACCAGUUGGCAUAUUUUAAGUAGGAAAAUAGAAUAAUUAUUAAUUGCUAAAUUAGUAAAUAAUUAUUUAAUUUCUGCGAACAAGUACUCCUCUAUGGUACUCUAUGUAAUCUAUAAAAUACUAUUAGGUAGUAGGUACAUAUCUUAUAAUAUAUAAUGUUCAUUUUUUGCUAUGAGACAUGUCAUUAGUGGAAAAAUAAAAUCGUACUUUUACAAUUGUAAUUCAACUUGAACAAUAAUCUCGCAUUACUUUAGGAGAUAUUAAAGUAUCUUAAUAUUAAUAAUCAUGUGCAAAAUCGGCAUACCUUGGAUUCCUGUAACAUUCACAGUAACACCUAUGAUAGGUGGUUUCAUGGGAAGCAUUUUUGUUCGCAAAAACAUCAAAGGAUGGUACGAGACAUUGAAUCGACCAUCCUGGAGGCCUCCAAAUUAUAUGUUUGCUCCAGUUUGGACUACUUUGUAUUUAGGAAUGGGAUACGCCUCAUACAUGGUGUACCGUAGUGGAGGUGGAUUUUCUGGUGCUGCAAAAAUUCCUUUGGCACUAUACGCAUCACAAUUGGUUUUAAAUUGGGCAUGGACGCCUUUAUUCUUUGAAUUUCAUCAGUUAAAAUGGAGUUUAAUUGAAAUAUGUGUUUUGUGGACAAACGUAGCUGGUUGCAUUGUAACGUUUUACAAAAUAAACAAAGUAGCUAGUUAUUUGAUGGUUCCAUACUUAGGUUGGUUGUCGUUAGCAACAGCAUUGACAUAUAACAUUUAUAAAAAUAACCCUGAAAUAUCAGACAAAGUUAAUAAUGAAUAGUUUUAUUUAUAUUACAACAUGUUUGUAUGAUAUUUUUUUGUUAUUAAAA